GCGGGUUUGAAUACGCCCGAGCGGGCGCGGGACGCCGGUGGGAGAGCGCGCCGACCUCCGCGCGCGUGGGAGCGGCCCUUCUCCAGCAGAGCCUAGAGCAGACACCGCCCACUGGCAUGCAGAAGUGCUUAUCGAGGACCUGUUGAUUGGAAGGGGUGCUCUGUCCGGAGUGCUUGGCUUGCGAGCCUCCCCUCCUGAUGUGCCCUGUGCUACCUUUCUGCACUCUGGACCCCCACGCGGGACCCCAUGGCCCCGGCCUCCUGCCCGGGCCUGAGAUAGGACCCCUUCCUAGGGACCCGCCAGGCUCUCUCGGCUCCCCUCCUUCUGUUGACUCUGAACGUCCGCUAGCGCCAGAGGGAGAGAGCUGCCAGCCGGGCACCUCCGCGCACCCCGGCAGCAUGACGACCAGCCAGCAGCCUCAGGACAGAUACAAAGCUGUCUGGCUUAUCUUCUUCAUGCUGGGCCUGGGGACGCUGCUCCCCUGGAAUUUCUUCAUGACGGCCACUGGGUACUUCACAACCCGCCUGAACGUCACCGACACCGGCAACGCGUCCUCGGUCGCCGCUCAGCUGAGCAAGGCCACCCCGGCCCCGGCCACCCCCGCACCGCCCUCGCCCGAGAGGACGGAGAGGACGUCCCUCAGUGCCAUCUUCAACAACGUCAUGACCUUGUGUGCCAUGCUGCCGCUGCUGCUCUUCGCCUGCCUCAACUCCUUCCUGCACCAGAAGAUCCCCCAGUCCGUGCGGAUCCUGGGCAGCCUGGUGGCCAUCCUGCUGGUGUUCUUGGCCACGGCCGUCCUGGUCAAGGUGCAGAUGGACGCUCUCCCCUUCUUCGUCAUCACCAUGGUCAAGAUAGUGCUCAUUAAUUCAUUCGGCGCCAUCCUCCAGGGCAGCCUGUUUGGGCUGGCCGGGCUCCUGCCCGCCAGCUACACCACCCCCAUCAUGAGCGGCCAGGGCCUGGCCGGCUUCUUCGCCUCAGUGGCCAUGAUCUGCGCCAUUGCCAGCAAGUCGGAGCUGUCGGACAGCGCCUUCGGGUACUUCAUCACGGCCUGCGUGGUCGUGGUUUUGGCCAUCAUCUGCUACCUGGGCCUGCCCCGGCUGGAAUUCUACCGCUACUACCAGCAGCUCAAGCUGGAGGGGCCCGGGGAGCAAGAGACCAAGCUGGACCUCAUCAGUAAAGACCCUUCCGCAGCCCGUCAGCCCCCGGGAGAGGAGCCGAGAGCCAUCAGAGAGGAGCCCAGGGUGCCGGCCCCCACCGCCCAGCCCACCAGCCACUCGGUCAAAGCCAUCCUCAAGAACAUCUCAGGCCUGGCCUUCUCCGUCUGCUUCGUCUUCACCGUCACCAUCGGCUUGUUCCCCGCCGUGACCUCCGAGGUCCAGUCCAGCAUCGCGGGCAGCGGUGACUGGGAAAAGUACUUCACUCCCGUGUCCUGUUUCUUGACUUUCAAUGUCUUUGACUGGUUGGGCCGGAGUCUCACAGCUGUUUUCACGUGGCCCGGGAAGGACAGCCGCUGGCUGCCCAGCCUGGCGGUGGCGCGCCUGGUGUUCGUGCCCCUGCUGCUGCUGUGCAACGUCAGGCCCCGCCGCCACCUGGCCGUGGUCUUCCGGCACGACGCCUGGUUCAUCCUCUUCAUGGCCGCCUUCGCCUUCUCCAACGGCUACCUCGCCAGCCUCUGCAUGUGCUUCGGGCCCAAGAAGGUCAAGCCCUCCGAGGCGGGGACGGCAGGGACCGUCAUGGCCUUCUUCCUCUGUCUGGGCCUGGCCCUGGGGGCCAUCGUCUCCUUCCUGUUCCGGGCCAUCGUGUGACCGUGGGGGACAGAAGGACCGCCCGGCCCACCCUCACGCCCGCGUCCUGCCCCCGCGGGGGCGCGCGGGGCUGCCCCGGAGCUUCGCUCCUCCAGCGGCUUCUGCUUUCUGAAGGCCUGUGCCGGCGGGCCGCGCGGCCGGGGGAGGGAGCUCAUUGGUGGCCUGAGGGGCAGGGCUGGGAGGGGACACUGGGUCUCUGCCUAAUGGCUGGAGAGACUCCUGGGCACAGAGAGAGAGACUGAGACUGAGAGAGGCGCUGGGUUCUGCGUGUCCCUGCCCGUGCGGAGGGGGCCGGGCUGGCCGGUGCGCGCCCCUGCCCUCCCCUCCCCUCCCCUCCCGCGGCCCCCGCCCCGGCUCCCCGUGCCUUGUCCUCACUGUCACGCGCCUUGUACAGUUGCCAUUUUACUGCCUUUUUUAUACUCACAGAAACCAGGUGCCUUCUGAGGCUGAGCAAAUAAAACUUUUUUUUUUUUUU
Molecule: messenger RNA, 2280 nt
Organism: Perognathus longimembris pacificus (Pacific pocket mouse)
Lineage: Eukaryota; Metazoa; Chordata; Mammalia; Rodentia; Heteromyidae
Gene: Slc29a1
Product: solute carrier family 29 member 1 (Augustine blood group)
Exons: 15
Coding region: 198-1805 (535 amino acids)
Biological process (GO): uridine transmembrane transport; nucleoside transmembrane transport
Cellular component (GO): plasma membrane
Molecular function (GO): nucleoside transmembrane transporter activity
Source: RefSeq, a predicted model, not a curated record